Castor canadensis (American beaver) is the source of this 8976-nucleotide messenger RNA. It is a transcript of the gene Palm2akap2, whose product is annotated as PALM2 and AKAP2 fusion. Gene Ontology annotation, cellular component: membrane. The record is from RefSeq and is a predicted model, not a curated record. Gene Ontology annotation, biological process: regulation of cell shape. NCBI's taxonomy places the organism in Eukaryota, Metazoa, Chordata, Mammalia, Rodentia, Castoridae.
GGUCCCCGAGCCAGCCGUGCGCACAGCUCUGCCCGCGCCUGGAUCGGACCCCAGCCUCCCCCUCGAUCCUCCCCCGGUCCCAGCUAAGCCCCCUGGGUGCCCAUCCAAUUUUUUGGGUGACUACAACGUGUUUUGUUUCUCUUUCUUCUUUCCCUUGUCCGUGUGCCCUUCUCCAGGAUGGCAGAGGCGGAAUUGCACAAGGAGAGGCUGCAAGCCAUAGCAGAAAAAAGAAAGAGGCAGACGGAAAUAGAAGGCAAGCGACAACAGCUCGACGAGCAGGUACUGCUGCUCCAGCAUUCCAAGUCCAAAGUGCUUCGGGAAAAAUGGCUGCUGCAGGGAGUGCCUGCAGGCACUGCCGAGGAGGAGGAAGCCAGACGGAGGCAGUCUGAGGAGGAUGAGUUCAGAGUCAAGCAACUUGAAGAUAACAUUCAGAGGCUGGAGCAGGAAAUACAAGCGCUCGAAAGUGAAGAGUCCCAGAUAUCUGCCAAAGAGCAAAUCAUCCUAGAGAAACUAAAGGAGACUGAAAAAUCCUUCAAGGACCUGCAGAAGAGCUUCUCCACUGCGGAUGGAGGAGCCGGAUGGCAGAGUACACAACUAAAAGUAGAUGAAGCAGCCUUGUAUGUUGAAGAAACAUCCAGCCCAGACAUGACUAUCACGAAACCUCCCCCGCUUUCCGACGAUGAUAUCCAGCUAACACAGAGAGACAAGUGUAGUGCUAACCCACUGGAGCCUACUGCUACCAGCUCUCUUUCCCCAGAUCACAAAAACAUGGAAAUUGAGGUGUCUGUUAGAGAAUGUAAAAGUGUUCCUGGAGUCACCUCGAGCCCUCAUUCCAUGGACCAUCCCUCCCCUUUCUACCCACCCCCGCACAAUGGCCUCCUCACUGAUCACCAGGAGUCUCUGGAUAAUGAUGUGGUCAGAGAGAUCCGCUAUCUGGAUGAGGUGUUAGAGGCCAAUUGCUGCGAUUCUGCUGUGGAUGGAACUUACAACGGAACCUCCUCCCCAGAACCUGGUACCGCGGUACUGGUGGGCAGCCUAGGCCCAACUGCCCACGAAGCCCCCCAGCCAGAACCUACAGAGGAAGCAGCCGACAGGCAGGUACUUCCUCACAUUGAACUCAGCAGAAGUCCCUCUGACACAAUGGCAGAGGCAGAAAGAGCCAAUGGCCCCUCUCCUGUCCCCCUGACUCCCCAAGAUAUGCUGGGAGACAACCUGCAGGCACCUGCCAGCCCCAGCUCCUCCACCAGCUCUCGCUGUUCUUCUCGGGAUGGGGAGUUCACACUCACCACACUGAAGAAGGAGGCCAAAUUUGAACUGCGUGCCUUCCACGAGGACAAGAAGCCCUCCAAGCUCUUUGAGGAGGACGAGCAUGAGAAGGAGCAGUACUGUGUCCGGAAGGUGCGACCCUCUGAGGAGAUGCUGGAGCUGGAGAAAGAGCGUAGGGAGCUCAUCCGGAGUCAGGCUGUGAAGAAGAACCCUGGCAUUGCAGCCAAGUGGUGGAAUCCCCCCCAGGAAAAAACUAUCGAGGAGCAGCUGGACGAGGAACAUCUGGAGUCACACAAAAAGUACAAGGAGCGCAAGGAGAGAAGGGCUCAGCAGGAGCAGCAGCAGCUGCAACUUCAGCUACAGCAACAGCAGCCUCCGCCACAGCUCUGCACCACCCCAGCUUCCUCCCCUGACCAUGCAGGCGGGACUGAAAGUGCAAAGGAGGCCAUUGUCACAGAGCAGAUAGACUUCUCUGCUGCUCGCAAGCAGUUCCAAAAGAUGGAGAAUUCCAGGCAAACAGUGGCCAAGGGCCAGAGCACACCCAGGCUGUUCUCUAUCAAGCCUUUCUACAGGCCUUUGGGAUCCAUCCACUCAGAUAAGCCACCGACCAUCCUUCGACCAGCUUCCAUGGGGGGACCUCCUGAAAACAAUGGCACAUCGACAGUCAAAGGGCAGAAAGCGCCCUGUGUGCUGGAGAGCCAGUCGGCGGGAGGAGGCCCAGGCAGCACAGUGCCUCAGGGAAAGGAAGGGCCCUACAGCGAGCCCUCUAAACGUGGGCCCUUAUCUAAACUAUGGGCAGAGGAUGGAGAGUUCACCAGCGCCCGGGCUGUCCUCACUGUGGUCAAAGAUGACGACCAUGGGAUUUUGGAUCAGUUUUCAAGAUCAGUCAAUGUCUCUUUGACCCAAGAGGAACUUGACUCAGGUUUGGAUGAGUUGUCAGUGAGGUCCCAGGAUACCACCGUCUUGGAGACCCUGUCCAAUGACUUCAGCAUGGACAACAUCAGUGACAGUGGUGCCUCCAAUGAGACACCCAAUGCCCUUCAGGAAAACUCACUGGCUGAUUUCUCUCUCCCUCAGACUCCACAAACAGAUAACCUCUUAGAAGGCCGAGAAGGGGUCUCCAAGUCAUUCAGUGACCAUGGUUUCUAUUCCCCUUCCUCCACACUGGGAGACUCUCCUUCGGUUGAUGACCCCUUGGAAUAUCAGGCUGGGCUCCUGGUGCAGAAUGCUAUUGAACAAGCCAUAGCUGAGCAGGUGGAGCAGGCCAUGCCUCAAACCAGCAAUGCAGCAGAACCCCAGAGACCUGAAGGAACUCUGGAGCAAGCUGAAACCAGGGCUCCUGGCUCAGAGAAGCCUCAGGGCAUGUUUGCCCCUCCUCAGGUGUCCUCUCCUGUUCAAGAGAAAAGGGAUGUAUUACCAAAGAUUCUGCCUGUGGAGGACAGGGUGCUCAGGGAAGGUGGGCCCUCCCAGUCACCGCCAGCUGUGCAGCCCAGUGGCCCAGUCAACCUGGAGGAGGCCCGGCCUGAAGGGGGCUAUUUCAGCAAGUACUCAGAGGCAGCUGAACUAAGAAGUACAGCAUGCCUCCUGGCUGCUCAGGAAUCUGAUGUGAUGGUCGGACCCUUCAAGCUGAGGUCAAGGAAGCAGCGGACUUUGUCCAUGAUCGAAGAAGAAAUCCGAGCAGCCCAGGAAAGGGAGGAGGAGCUGAAGCGGCAGAGACAAGUCUUGCAGAGUGCGCCAAGCCCCAGGGCCAAGAACGCCCCAUCAUCGCUGCCCUCCAGAACCUCCUGCUACAAAACCGCCCCAGGGAAAAUAGAGAAAGUCAAACCUCCUCCAUCCCCCACCACUGAAGGUCCCAGCUUGCAGCCUGACUUAACCCCUGAAGAGGCUGCCGGAACCCAGCGGCCCAAGAAUCUGAUGCAGACCCUCAUGGAAGACUAUGAGACCCACAAAUCUAAAAGGCGCGAGAGAAUGGAUGAUAGUUGUUACACCUCUAAGUUACUAUCUUGCAAGGUGACUUCCGAGGUCCUUGAGGCCACACGGGUUAAUCGAAGAAAGAGCGCUCUGGCCUUGCGCUGGGAGGCAGGGAUCUACGCCAACCAGGAGGAAGAGGACAAUGAAUAAACUUCCUUCAGCCCAGGAAACUUCUUUGGUGCUUGGGAUACCAAGAAACCAAGAAAUUAUCAAAUCAAAGCAUUUUAAUGGACUAUUUAUUAAAGUGCAUAUAAACUCAGCAAUCCUAAGUAGACCAGAAGCUGCAGUUCACAAUAAUGAAAAAUAAAGCAAAAAGGAAGUCCACCCAUCAAACUCUGAGACCCAGGAGUCAGAAGAGAAAGGAUUUCAUUAUGACUCCAGGAAGCCUCUGGGUUUGGAUCAGUCCACAAUUGAUCCAAAAGGACAAAGAUAUUACAAGCAAAUCAACAUAGUAGUUGGGGGCAGAACUGAGACCAGCCUUAAUGGGUGAUGAGGAAGAACAAUGGUGACAGGGCCAUUCAGAAAACAGUAGGGCCCAGGCUGGUGUAAGUCUACAUGACCUGGGGUAUUUCUUGGCACCAGCUUCUACCCCUUGCUCUUGGCCUCAGAGAUGUUGGGUUGACUCCCAUUUCUUACAGCAGCCGUAAAGUGAAUGGAGUUUCUAUCCAUUAUCACCCAAGAGGCACUUAUGAUUCAAUCUCUGUUACAUUUAAUUGUUUUUAAUUGGGAGCAAUUAAUGACUGCAAUACAUAAAAUCCACACUUUAAAGACAAUAGUUCUUAAUGUUGCAGACACAGUCUAUUCUACACUAGGAGGUUGAGGAAGGUGGGGGAGAAAGCCAAAGCAAAUGGAUUAUUUUAGCUUUAGGAUCUUGUCUGCUUAUACUAUUGACCAAUCUGUUGUUUAGGAGGACACAUUUUCACAGUUAGGUUUCUUCAUAUGAAACUAUAUUUAGUGAGCAACAACUAUUUUUAUGAUGGGAUAGGGGAAAAUCUAAACAUGAAUAAAAUCUGUACUCAUUGAACAGCUUGGUUCAAGAUAGUAGGGGUAUUUUUAGAGUGGCAGUAAUUGAAAAAAUAAAUAAAAGGGCAAACUCUGCCUUGGAGAGGUAGAUGACCAGAAAUAAAAAGGUGUUUAUAACUAUUUUGUACUAUAAAGUGGGCCUUAGAGGUAGUAGGAAGAAAGAUGAAUUGUUUUGGAUUUUGUAGAAGUGAAGCAUUGAAGUCAUGGAGGUAGAGAAAGGAAAAGGGAGGGAGGGAGAAAGAGUGGGAAAAUGAGAGAUUAUUUUUGCUGAGCAACCAGUGUUUUUCAGGAUGAUACAGAGAUAAAUGUAGACUAGAAAUUCAAGUGCAGGCUUGGAAUCAGCUACAAAUCCUAAAGAUGGAGUGCUUUGUGUGUGUACACCUUUGUGUGUUUGUGUAAAGAGUGUAUGUUCACAAUAAGGGUGUGUGUGUGUGUGUGUGUGUGUGUGUGUGUGUGUGUUGAAAUUCAAGACUGAUCAUGGCACAUGGGUGUACAGUUAUUUCCUCCAAAGCUGUUUGCCAGCUUUGGGAGUGAGUGAGAAUUUCUUUUUUAUGAAAAGGGAUAUAAAGGCACCGAGCUGAUGCAGUAUUUGUAAUAUUAAAUUGACCUAACACGGUAUUUGCAUGAGUCACAAUUGCAAGGUUUUGAGCAGUUUUGUAAUUUGACAUUUAGGAAUGUGUCCUAUUUAUUCUCAUGCUUUGUAUUCAUGCUUAGUAUACUAUAAAGGAUGCCAGCUUUACUCUUUCUGUCAUUUAAAGCAAUAUGAUAAAGGCAUUCACUAAUUGGGUGCCCUAAAUUUCUGGAUGAGAAAAAUAUUCAAUGAGGAGAAAAAGCUAACCAGCUUUUGUUAUUUUUUUCCUCUGUUUUAAGACUAUGUUUUUUAAACAAGCAAUAAUUAAAUCAAACCUUACUAAAAUUCAUUUUUUGUUUUCAUACUAUUAUGUCAUAACUCUACUAUGUUAUUCUAAUAAGUAGCCGUUCCACAAAAUUUGUAGUAGUGUUACACACGUUGUCUUUGCUUUUUUAUUAGACUAGUGUUGACUCUGGGGGAAGUUUAUCCACAGACAACUGGUGAGCACAAAGUAAUAAGGUGGAACUCUGUAAUAACUUACAAGGCUCCAUGAAAACUGCCAAGGGAACCUAUAAUUCGAAGUCAAAUUCUGCAGAUAGUAGCCAUGCACCUGAGAAGUUGGUGCCACCUUUAGAUGGUUCAUUCUCCUCAACUGAAUCUUAAGAUGGAAGUCAACAAAAUUGUAACUAUUGGGGUCACAAAACGAAAAAAAAAAUCCCUAUUAUAGUGAGGGAGGUUGGCAUGGAGACAGACAUUCCUAGAAAAGUGACAUCAAUAUUGGAUUAGACAGUCUGUCAGGUAAAAUGGGAGCACGAAGGAGGACCACUUUGUCUAAAGAUUUCUACCUGGAGGUCCCAGAUGCCUGGGCUGAGGUCCCAGUGAUGAGGGGUGUUCCCAAGGUAGACCUGUGGAUGAGAGCAAAGGCAAUAGCAACACCCUGUGGCCAUAGACACAGCGUCAAUUAGGAUGGCUGGAGAGUAGGAGAGUGUUAUGAGUUGCACAAAAAAUAAAACGUACUUCAUGUUUUCUGGACAGACUUACGGAUCUGCUAAAGACCAUAAAAAUGACACAGACUAACACCCGCCACCCCCCUCCAAGCACCAAUUUUUCACAAGGGGAAAUGGUCCUGAAGACUUACCUGUUUUGUUCUCUUUGGAAGGGACCAUUGUACUCACAUGAAAGCCACAGAUGAGAAGAGAAUUGGCAGCCAAAAGGAAAACUUAGAAGGCCACACAAGCCAAGGAAUCCCUUUGGAGAGAGAUGAAGUAGUCUUUGACUACAGUGAUUGAAUCAGAGGCACUUAGAUCUGGGGCCACACUCUGUGUAGAAGAGGAAAUAAAUUCGGUUUCUGUGACUCUCCCCUAGUCACAAAGCUGUUUUUUUUUAAUUCACAAAGCUGUUUUAACUGUGGCCCCUACAUCUCCAACUUUUAGUAAUUCCCCUAAACUGCCUUCUGGUGACUGCUGUCUUAUUUCCUUGCUCUCCUCACUCAUAAUCCCAUUAAAGUACUAUUAAAAUGUAAAUUACAUUUCCCUUAGGUGAGCCAGAUUUUUCUCUGUGCUCUUGAGGUUUUUUUUUUACUUAUUCAAGAAACACCAGGCCACCACUUUGGACAUCGCACUGUGCUAGGCUCUCGGAUCCCAUAUGAGCCCCUGUAACUUUCUGGGAACAGAUGCCUGGAUGAAAAUCAUGCCUGCCUCCUGUAGGGAGAGAAAGAGGCUUGUAACCAACUUUGCCUCUGAGGCUCAUCCCCACGCUCAGACAGCACGGAAGCUUGUCAGUCUCAACGAUAGCAAAUGUUUAGAUUCUGUAGAUGUUAAAACCUUCCUGAAAGUGUUCCAUGCUACAGUGUUUAUAGACCUUCACUUACCUCCGGAGCCUGUAACUACUGACAUGCCUUGGCUUUCUCAUCCAGAAAUUAAGGAAACAGGGUCUGUCAGUGGCAGGAGGCCGGGCUGUGUUCUACUUGGACAAAGCAAUGCAAUUUCCUUGUCUCUUUAUACCCAUGCAUGCUGCCCACGCUAGACACUGGCAUAGAAGCAGUAUAUAGCUCCGAGUCCACGCAUCUAUAUGCACACAGGUACACACACGUAUAUAUAAAGCAUAACAAAGAACACUAAGACAGUGUUGGCUCUUGUCUCUAAAGACAAGCAUUUUUUUUUCCAACUGAAGAACUGAUUUAAUUAAACUAUGUAUUGAAAAAAUAGCCUAAGUGUUAAAGAUGGUGAAUAUAUCCAGUUUUAGUUGCAGAAUCAAUUUCCUGAAUUUUAAACAUUCAGUGAGCUGCCAACUUAGAUUUUGUGUUGCGCUUACCCAAAUGACUUUUUUCUUUUUCUUUUUAAUUGGAGGAGGGGAAAAAGCAGUGAUGCUGUGUUUGAAAACUAUAUUCUGUAUCUGGCUUUCCUCUGUAUGUUAGCUACUUAAAUGUUAUCAGCCUGCUUCGGUUUUAUAGUGAUUGUGAGGUAUUCAAUGCAAGUAUACAGUUAUUUUCUCAUUAAAACCCAAUGUGUGUGUGUGUGUUGUGUUUUUAUAAAGGAUGACCACUUGUUUGACUGGAGGGGAGGGUCAAAAGACUGGCCAAAUUGUGAAUGGCAUGCCUUCACCUUUGGCCUUGACCUCUGCGACAGCAUCUGCUUCCUCACUAGGAACAAAGAAAGCAAUCCUAACUGGGACGGGGAGGGUGUCACUGUAGAGACUUAGAGACUGUUCCCAAUGUCCCAUUUUCAGUGUUGCCCAGCUGCUCUGGCUAGACCCAGGGGCCUCUGACAAGACCCACAGAAAUGGCACUGGUGUCCUCUGCUGAUGUAAGUCAACCCAAAACCAAAGUCUUUGGACAAACAACACAAACCCUAAAGCCGUGCCUCAUACAGAGCAGUCAGCUUUAAUCUUUAUUAUUACAUUCUGAGCAUCUUCAUUUGGCUCUCCUCCACAAAGAACAGUGCGUUUCCGGCUUUAAGGAGCAGACACCACAGGUUCUCCAGAGAGCUUCCUCCCCCCAAUUUCACCCUGUCCUCUCUCCCUUCUCACUCCCUGUCAGUCUCCAGCUUCUUCUCUAGCCCAGCCCCUGGCACUCACUGGUCCUGCCCUUGUACCUUCCUUCUAGCUCCUCUUUUUUUCUCUGUCUCCCCACUUGUGACUCUCCAGUCUUUUUCUCCCUACGAUUUCUAGCCAUAUUUUCCUGAAUCUGGGGACAUCCCAUAGUACCCUGUCAUAAGUGACAUCUUCUAGCCUUUAUGUGAUGAGAGUUCUGAAUUUGAGAGGUGGGGGGAGAGAGAGGGAGGUGACAGUCCACUUUCAAAAUCUGAUUUAAUUCCAUCGAGAGUAACAUCUGUGGAGAACUUGUGGCAGGCAUUUCCCAGGCUUUCCAUGAACAUGACGUACAGUUGGCCCUCCAUAUCCGUGGGCUUUGCAUCCAUGGAUACAAUCAGCUGCAGAUGGAAAAUACUCAGAAAAAAAUUGUACUUUUUGAGACUUUCUCACCAUCCUUCCCUAAACAGUACAUUAUAACAAUAUUUACAUGUCAAUCACAAUGUUUUAGGUAUUAUAAAUAAUCUAGGGAUGAUAUAAAGGAUGUGUGUAGCUUAAAUGCAAUAGAUUUUGGUAUCCCCAGGGGUCCUGGAACCAAUAACACAUGAAUACAUCGGGACCACUGUAUUCUUGCAACAACCCCUUGGAGUGAACUGUUCUAAUUUCUACUUUCUAUGGGAGGAAACUGAAGCUCUCAGAGGUUAGUUUGUCAAUGCCUUAGAGAUCAUACAUGUUGUACUUGAAUUUAAACCUGGGCAUUUUGACUUGGGCAUUCCUCUUCACCACCCUUUUCACAGAAACACAUGCAGGCAGCUUCACAUGCAAAGUCUGGCAGGUCUGUCGUGUGUGAGGCCUGGGCAAGCUGUCAGUGUCUCUUUGCACUGUAUUCUCCAGAAAAGUGCUCUCAUGAGUCAAGGCUAAGGUUUUGAUAGCCCAAGUUUGUGGGCAGAGUGAGGGUUUGGUAUGAGCAGCAGAGAGUUUUCUUCCUUUGAGUGAACUCUGUCUGAACUCUGGGCUUAUCUCUUCCAGGAGAUGGUGAGAGAAGAUGACCUAGUCAUCGCCUUACCAAAAAUGACCCGGAAGUGACUACAAGUAAGGUGAUGGAAGUGUGAGAAAUU